Messenger RNA from Phytomonas sp. EM1, 1206 nucleotides. Lineage: Eukaryota; Euglenozoa; Kinetoplastea; Trypanosomatida; Trypanosomatidae. The record is from the annotation of a GenBank genome assembly.
AUGCCGCCAAAAGAUCGUCAGAGAAAAAAAAGGCAGCGUGGGGAAUCACAGGGCGCCUCUCAACGGUCUCAAUCAAGUACACAUCGAGGAUCGCGGUCCGACAAAAAGAAGAAGAUCGACAACACUAGCCGUCGGAAGACACAAGCCAAGUCUGUAAAGGGUGCACCCCCAGAAACGAAUGAAAAGUACGUCGUGAUUAUUCAAAACGUCGAGAAUGAUUUCACCAAGGUGCACCAGUACAAUUUGCCCGCCUAUUGCCACUUAGUACCCGAGCUGAAUCAGGCGAAUCUAAAUCUUCCCGGUGCUCGAGGAGGCCGUCUUCAGUCUGGGAAAACCAACACGGCAGAGGGGGAAGCGGAGACCUUGCAAAAUACAGGAGAGAAAGGUGGAAAGGACCCCAGUAGCGACUCGAUGAGUGGUGAGGGAAAGUGCACUUACAGCCUUCUCUGCAGGAGCGAGACCCGAUCCGCGGAGCUGACGGUUCGGGGGGCGGCGGAUGCCUCUAUCCACACCAUUUUUGCCUCCCCCCACACCGCCUCCACCUCAACAAAACGCCCAGGAAAAGCCGCGGAGGGGACCUCGAAAUCGACGGAUCGUUCUCAAACUCCCCGUUCCCUUGACGAGGGGCUGGAGAUCACGGAAGAGACGUCUCGUGGGCCUGGGGCUGGAACCGCUCGUGGGGUGUUCUCCUCGCUGGAGGAGAUGGCGAAGGGGUUAUGCCAUCGGCCCUACUUCACCCACCCCCCCCGUUUCCACGUGAACCUCCCGGGCAGGGAAUCUGGGGAGGUGCUUCUCUCGGAGCCCGGAAAGCGACGCCAAGCUAAAGAAAAGGGUUCUGACGGGGAAGAAAAAAUAGCGAAAACUCCCAAGGAAAAGGAAGGGGCCGUGUGGGUUAGGCAGUUUCCCAGGCAUCAGCGCGAUCUGGUUUCCGCCGUGGCGGUUGUUCUGGCAGGUUGGGGUGUGAAGGACUUGCGACGGCAUCUGCGGGAUCUUCCCGGGUUUCUUUCCUGUUGGCGGCUCUACGCGAAACACUUUCGGGUCGUCUUUCGUGAUCAGGAAACGCUCUUCAAGGCCAAGCAGUUAUUGGAUCAGUUCCACGUUGAGGGCAAUGUGCGCGUGGAGAUGAAGCUUUCCGACAUCCAUUCGCGCUCCUUCGCCGAGUUUAUCACACAGCAGGAACAGGAAACGGCGGCAGUGUAUGGAUAA